AACAUAACACAUUUAAUUAAUUUAAUGUGCAUCGGAAAUGCUCAAGGUGGACUGAUUAAAUUCUGUAAAGCCAAACAUCAACGACCUCGCGAACACACUCCAUGAUACACACACGGGCACAGCAUUUGGUUUCCUUAGCAGCGGGAGGAGGACGAGGAGGAGCUAAGGGUUUACUUGUUAUGCCACAUCGUCCAACACAGAGCCAUCUACGAUAACGGCGAUAGCGGUUUAAAAAGGCCCUGUGGCCAUGGCUAAAGACCCAUUAGCUGAGGCUGGCUUUUAUUUUGAUGAACUCAACAAGCUACGGGUACUGGAGCCUGAUACCAGCCAGAAAACCUCAGAGCUCAAGGAAGAGUGUAAAGAAUUUGUGGAUAAAAUUGGCCAGUUUCAGAAGAUAGUGGGAGGUCUAAUUGAGCUGGUGGAUGAAUUGGCAAAAGAAGCGGAGACAGAAAAGAUGAAGGCAAUUGGAGCCAGAAACCUGCUGAAGUCGGUGGCAAAGCAAAGAGAGGCUCAACAGCAGCAGCUUCAGGCUCUCAUAGCCGAGAAGAAAAUGCAACUUGAGAGAUAUCGUAUCGAGUAUGAAGCCUUGUCCAAAGUGGAGUCAGAGCAGAACGAGUUCAUCGACCAGUUUAUUCUGCAGAAGUGAGGACGGGACUUGACAGCAGAGAAUGUACCACUUCACGUUUCCAGAGUGCCUGUUCUGUUUCUUCAGAGUGACUGCUGCAACUAUUUUUCUGAAGCAAUCCCAAAGCUCCAACAUCCUAAAACGUCUUCACCUUCUUUCUGACGUGUGUGUGUGUGUGUGUGUGUGUGUGUGUGUGUGUGUGUGUGUGUGUGUGUGUGUGUGUGUGUGUGUGUGUGUGUGUGUGUGUGUGUGUGUGUGUGUGUGUGUGUGUGUGUGUGUGUGUGUGUGUGUGAAGCAGCAGCUGUCAGCACGUGUGAGGAUCUACAGUGUUGUAAGCUUGAAUAUUUAUUGAAACGUUCCAUUCAUACCAAAUGUCUCAGCAUCUCAAACCAACAUUAAAGAAGAUGGAGCUAUUUAUACAAAGGAAUAUUAUUUAUACUGAAGAAUUAUUCUGUAUAUCUAGAUUUAUUAAUUUUUGUAUCAAUUGAAAUACUGCUUGUGCAUGCAUCUGUAAAUACAAUUUAAAAUUAAUCCUGAUUUGAUCAUCUGUACUUAUUGUUUUUAUUGUAUUCUUCUGGUACAACCCGUCAGUGGGCACAGCACAUGUGAAACACAUUGUUCUCUUCUUUCUUUCUGUAUGCAUGCCAUUGUCUUUCAUGUAUUCACUUAGAUGACGAAUGGUUAUACUUGAAUAAAUACUGUAUUAUAUUGCA
Molecule: messenger RNA, 1338 nt
Organism: Cottoperca gobio
Lineage: Eukaryota; Metazoa; Chordata; Actinopteri; Perciformes; Bovichtidae
Gene: ift20
Product: intraflagellar transport 20 homolog (Chlamydomonas)
Exons: 5
Coding region: 248-646 (132 amino acids)
Biological process (GO): cilium assembly; protein localization to cilium
Cellular component (GO): ciliary base; intraciliary transport particle; centrosome
Source: RefSeq, a predicted model, not a curated record